Messenger RNA from Entrophospora candida, 440 nucleotides. The record is from the annotation of a GenBank genome assembly. NCBI's taxonomy places the organism in Eukaryota, Fungi, Glomeromycota, Glomeromycetes, Entrophosporales, Entrophosporaceae.
AAAAUAGUAAAGUAAGGGAAAUUGUUGGAGGAAGAAAUAAUCUUAUUAAAGGUUCACAAGAUGAAAUUGAUGAUAUUACAUUAAGUGAAAAUGAAUUAAUGCAUUCACUACAAUCAGAAAACCAAAUAUUGAGUCAACAAUAUAUACAUGUUAAUAAAGAAGCUGAUGCAUCCCAAGAAAAAUUUCACACCAAGUCAUUUAAGAUGACAAAAAUUAAAAAUAAAGAAAAAAUAGAGAGAUUGGAAUCAACUGAGGAACAAUUAGGACAAGCAGAGAAACAUAUGGAUAUAUCAAAAAGCAUUGCUCAUAAAUAUUGGUCUGGUGUUAAGUCUCAAACUUUACAAGGAUCACAAUCUAGUGAAAAUAAUGUUCAUGAAUCUUUUUUUCUCAAAAAGGCUAAUUUAAAAAUAGAGAUUAAUAAACUUUGUGAGCAAGUAUAG